Messenger RNA from Cervus elaphus (red deer), 10867 nucleotides. It is a transcript of the gene CNTNAP5, whose product is annotated as contactin associated protein family member 5. Lineage: Eukaryota; Metazoa; Chordata; Mammalia; Artiodactyla; Cervidae. The record is from RefSeq and is a predicted model, not a curated record. The transcript has 24 exons. The coding region runs from base 1 to 3924 and encodes 1307 amino acids.
AUGGAUUCUGGACCACGGCUGACCAGCGUUUUCACUUUGUUCUUCUCCGGCUUGUGGCAUUUAGGAUUAGCAGCGGCAAAUUACAACUGUGAUGACCCGUUAGCAUCCUUGCUCUCUCCAAUGGCUUUUUCCAGUUCCUCAGACCUCACUGGGACUCACAGCCCAGCUCAGCUCAACCGAAGAGUUGGAACUGGCGGUUGGUCCCCAGCAGAUUCCAAUGCUCAGCAGUGGCUCCAGAUGGACCUGGGAAACAGAGUGGAGAUUACAGCAGUGGCCACGCAGGGAAGAUACGGCAGCUCUGACUGGGUGACGAGCUACAGCCUGAUGUUCAGUGACACAGGACGCAACUGGAAACAGUACAAGCAAGAAGACAGCAUCUGGACGUUCGCAGGAAACGUGAACGCUGACAGUGUGACGCACCACAAGUUACUCCAUUCCGUGAGAGCCCGGUUCAUUCGCUUCGUCCCCCUGCAGUGGAAUCCAAGCGGAAAGAUUGGCAUGAGAGUUGAAGUCUACGGAUGCUCCUAUAAAUCCGACGUUGCUGAUUUUGAUGGCCGAAGCUCCCUGCUCUACAGGUUCAAUCAGAAGCUGAUGAGUACUCUCAAAGAUGUGAUUUCCCUGAAGUUCAAGAGCAUGCAAGGAGAUGGGGUCCUCUUCCAUGGAGAAGGACAACGGGGAGACCACAUCACCCUGGAGCUCCAGAGAGGGAGGCUCGCCCUGCACCUCAACUUGGAUGACAGCAAGCCUCGUCCCAGCAGCAGCGCGCCCUCGGCCACGCUGGGGAGCCUCCUGGAUGACCAGCAUUGGCACUCCGUCCUCCUGGAGCGAGCUGGCAAGCUCGUGAACUUCACCGUGGACAGGCACACCCAGCACUUCCGCACCAGGGGCGAGGCGGAUGCCCUGGACAUCGACUACGAGCUUAGUUUUGGAGGAAUUCCAGUACCAGGCAAACCUGGGACCUUUUUAAAGAAAAACUUCCAUGGAUGUAUUGAAAACCUUUACUACAAUGGAGUAAACAUAAUUGACCUGGCUAAAAGGCGAAAGCAUCAGAUCUAUACUGUGGGCAAUGUCACUUUCUCCUGCUCCGAACCACAAAUUGUUCCCAUCACAUUUGUCAACUCCAGCAGCAGUUAUUUGCUGUUGCCUGGUACUCCCCAAAUUGAUGGGCUCUCAGUGAGUUUCCAGUUUCGAACCUGGAACAAAGAUGGUCUCCUUCUGUCCACAAUGCUCUCUGAGGGUUCGGGGACCCUGCUGCUGAGUCUGGAGGACGGAACCCUGAGACUCGUGAUUCAGAAAACCACAGGACGUGCAGCUGAAAUCCUCACAGGAAGGGACUUGAAUGACGGCCUGUGGCAUUCGGUUAGCAUCAAUGCCAGAAGGAACCGCAUCACUCUCACGCUGGAUAACGAUGCAGCAUCCCCGGCUCAGGACACCAGCAGGAUGCAGAUUUAUUCUGGAAAUCGCUACUACUUUGGAGGGUGCCCUGACAAUCUCACCGAUUCCCAAUGUUUAAAUCCCAUUAAGGCUUUCCAAGGCUGCAUGAGGCUCAUCUUUAUUGAUAACCAGCCCAAGGACCUCAUUUCAGUUCAGCAAGGUUCCCUGGGGAAUUUUAGUGAUUUACACAUUGAUCUGUGUAGCAUCAAAGACAGGUGCUUGCCAAACCACUGCGAGCACGGAGGAAGCUGCUCCCAGUCCUGGACGGCCUUCUACUGUAACUGCAGCGGCACAGGCUACGUCGGGGCCACCUGCCAUGACUCCCUCUAUGAGCAGUCCUGCGAGGUGUACAGGCACCGAGGCAACACCGCGGGCUUCUUCUACAUCGACUCCGACGGCAGCGGGCCCCUGGGGCCUUUCCGGGUGUUCUGCAACAUCACAGAGGACAAGAUCUGGACGUUGAUGCAGCACAACAACACAGAACUGACCCGUGUGCGGGGCGCCAACCCUGAGAAGCCCUACUCCAUGACCUUGGACUAUGGGGGCAGCCUGGAGCAGCUGGGGGCAGUGAUCGACGGCUCCGAGUACUGUGAGCAGGAGGUGGCCUACCACUGCAGGAGGUCACGGCUGCUCAACACUCCAGAUGGGACUCCAUUGACCUGGUGGAUCGGGCGGUCCAAUGAAAGGCAGCCCUACUGGGGAGGCGCCCCUCCCGGAGUUCAGCAAUGCGACUGUGGCCUGGAUGAGAGCUGCCUGGACGUUCGACACUUCUGCAAUUGUGACGCUGACAAGGAUGAAUGGACAAAUGAUACUGGUUUUCUUUCCUUCAAAGACCACUUGCCUGUCACUCAGAUAGUUAUCACUGAUACGGACAGAACAAACUCAGAAGCAGCUUGGAGAAUUGGUCCCUUGCGUUGCUAUGGCGACCGACACUUUUGGAAUGCGGUAUCAUUUUAUACAGAAGCCUCUUACCUCCACUUUCCUACCUUCCAUGCGGAAUUCAGUGCUGACAUUUCCUUCUUUUUUAAAACUACGGCUUUAUCUGGAGUUUUCCUAGAAAACCUUGGCAUUAAAGAUUUCAUCCGACUGGAAAUAAGCUCUCCUUCUGAGAUCACUUUUGCCAUUGAUGUUGGAAAUGGUCCCACAGAGCUCAUAGUCCAUUCUCCUUCUCCUCUGAAUGACAACCAAUGGCAUUACGUCUGGGCCGAGAGGAACCUCAAGGAGACCUCACUCCAAGUGGACAACCUCCCGAGGAUGACCAGGGAGGCCUCAGAAGAGGGCCAUUUCCGGUUACAGCUCAACAGCCAGCUGUUUGUAGGGGGAACAUCAUCAAGACAGAAAGGCUUCCUAGGAUGCAUACGCUCCUUACACUUGAAUGGGCAAAAGCUGGACCUGGAGGAGAGGGCGAAGGUCACGUCUGGAGUUCGGCCAGGAUGCCCGGGACAUUGCAGCAGUUAUGGUAGCAUCUGCCACAAUGGGGGCAAGUGUGUGGAGAAGCACAGUGGAUACUUCUGCGACUGCACCAGUUCACCAUAUGAAGGACCCUUUUGCAAAAAAGAGGUUUCUGCUGUUUUUGAGGCUGGCACUUCAGUGACUUACAUGUUUCAAGAACCCUACCCGGUGACCAAGAAUGUGAGCCUCUCUUCCUCAGCGAUUUACACGGAUGCAGCCCUAUCCAAAGAACACAUUGCCCUGAGCUUUGUGACAGCCCAGGCACCCAGCCUCCUGCUGUAUAUCAAUUCUUCUUCUCAGGACUUCCUGGCUGUCCUGCUCUGCAAGAAUGGAAGCUUACAAGUUCGCUACCAGCUAAACAAGGAAGAAACCCAUGUAUUCACCGUCAAUACAGAGAACUUUGCCAACAGAAGACUGCAUCACUUGAAGAUUAACAGAGAGGGCAGAGGGCUUACCAUUCAGAUGGAUCAGCAACUCCGACUCAGUUAUAACUUCUCCCCAGAAGUCGAAUUCAGGGCCAUCAGGUCCCUCACCUUGGGCAAAGUCACAGAGACUCUUGGAUUGGAUGCUGAAGUUGCUAAAGCCAACGCCCUGGGUUUUGUUGGCUGUCUGGCCUCAGUCCAGUACAACCAUAUUACGCCACUGAAGGCAGCCCUGCGCCAUUCUACCGCUGCACCUGUAACCAUCCAAGGGGUCUUGACAGAAUCCAGCUGUGCCUCUUUGAUGGAUUCGGACGUGAAUGCCGUGACCACGGUGCAUUCCUCAUCAGAUCUUUUUGGGAAGACAGAUGAGCGGGAACCACUCACCAACGCAGUGCGAAGUGACUCAGCCGUCAUUGGAGGAGUAAUAGCAGUGGUGAUAUUCAUCAUCUUCUCGAUCGUUGGCAUCAUGAGCCGCUUCCUUUACCAGCAUAAGCAGUCACAUCGCACCAACCAGAUGAAGGAGAAGGAAUAUCCAGAAAAUUUGGACAGUUCCUUUAGAAAUGACAUUGAUUUGCAAAACACAGUGAGCGAGUGUAAGCGGGAAUAUUUCAUCUGAAAAACUGCAGGGUCAUCUCAUGUUCUUUCUUUGCUCAUUUUUGGUUCCUCCUUAUCCACUUUCUCCUAUCCUUUAAUUUUGGUCAUUCUCUUUCUCUGUUUCCCUUUUAUUUUGGGGACAUACCUGCAUUCACCACAGCAUCUAUCCCCUCAAACCAGCCCAGAAUACUAGGCAGCUAUGGCCACUGCCUUCCUCUUUAACAAACUUAUCACGGUGAAAAUGAUCACUCAAGAGACUGACUUGACUACUUUAGACAAGGAAGAGACACAUGGGUGUGCACAUGUCCAUAUUCGGUUCUAUAUUUCUGCUUUCUAAGAUGCACCCUUCAGUUCUGCAGCAAUUCGGUCUUGCGGGCUUACCUUGAACCUGAGAUCUGUGACUUUGGCAUGUAACCAUCAUCCUCGACACCCUCCCCCAUUCCAAGGCCACUCUGACCAGAGAACUCAGGGUACCGGAAAGGAAGACGCUAGGGCCUGGUUUGUGUCAGUGGCACUUUAAAAGGAAAAAGAGAGGUUUGUCGUGUGUUAAUUUUCCUUACGAUAGGAAGCCCAUUGCCCUAACUCAUCAUCAUUGUUCACUCUCUUAUCCCCUGAGUAUUUUCAAAAAUAGGACUCCUGAUAGUCAUACGUGAUUACUGUGUUCCUUUCUUACUGCUCUCCCCUGCAGCUGACACUUCAGAACAGCACACAAUAGCGUAAACCUAGGGGAAGCAGGGAAAAUAGUCGCUUGAAACUAGGAGGUAAAAAGACAGCUGCUAGGAAGUAGAUGUUCUAUAACUUCAAAAAUGCCUCUUCUAAUUUUGUAAGAAAUGUUAGCUAUGUCAUUCCUGAGAUUAUUAUACAGAUAUAUAUUUAUCAGUUGUUGCAUCAAAAAGCAACUCAAAGUCUAAAAUAGCAUUUGGUUCCAUGAAAGAGCUAAAACCAUCUUAACUCAGCUUUAAAGAAAAAUAAAAACAAGGCAAAAACAAAAAGCAAAACAAACAAACAACAAACAAAAACUGCAUGAAAGCAAAGAAAUGCCAAACAGAAUUCUUUCCUUCCAUCCUCUCACUAAAGGUCUGGUGAAAAGAGUCAACACAAGUUUCACAUUUUAGAAUAGACAUGAUAACCCACGUCUGCCACCGAGCCAUUUUUUUCUAGGAGGUUUAGGAUGAACUGACGUGUGAGGCAUUCUGACUAGCUCCAGGAAGCCACCACUGCUUUUCAUAGUUUUAGAGGAGCCAUUGGGUUCUGCAGUGCAUCAUAUUUUCAAGUCUGCUGCAUCCUUUGUAUAUAAAGGUCCCCACAUGCUUUUUUCUACAGGCAUAAACUCCCAGAUGAGGCAGUGACAUGUUUCAGGGUAUGCAUCAUUUUGGUACCAAAACAGCCAAGGAACAUCAUCAUUCCUUCAAGAAGCUAUCUUGGGCUCAUCCCCCAGGUGGUGGUGAGAAUCCUGGUGGUUUUUCUAUAGGAGCAUUCCUCACUCUUUGCCUCUGAGCCAUCUUCAGGGAAAGGAUGAGGGGAAAAUGAUACAAAUGUUCUCGUAUGCUGGAAAGGCAAACAGAAUGAGCCACAGAUGUGGAAAGUACUUGCUGAUUCUCUUUACAAGGCAGACUCAAUCUGAAUCCCAUCUUUUUCUCUUCGUGUCUGUCACCUCUGACUGUUUUAACACUUUCCUGCAUGAUGAGGCUCACAGUGAGGGACUCCUCAGCUUCACCCCAUUUCAGGUCUAUUUUAAGCUUUCAGUGUCAGAGAAAAUGGGUAAAGGAUUUCUUUUGCAAUCAUAUUUCUCAAAUAGAAGGUGUUCUAAAGACAUACUCUCUUUUUAAAAUUUUACGUGGAUUCUUACUUAAUCAUUUCCAUUAUAUCCUUUUGCUAGCAAAUUUAUUUUAAAGUAAUUCUAACAAGGGCAUCUUUUUUUUCCCCCUUCUAACUUUAAUAAGAUGAAUGAUCCAUUCAUAAGAGGAAAGAUCUUAAAAUAUUGUUUCCUCCUGCCCUGUUCUUUCCUACUUCCAAUGUUCACUUUUGAAUUUUCUAUUUCCAUAAAAAGGCUUUAUAAAUCAGCCUUUUGCUUGGCAACAUCAUCUUUUGUCCCCUGAAAUAAAAGUCACUAUGCAGUGCAGUGGGUUUAGCCUGAAGCAUCUCCAAUAAUGAAAUGGAAGGAAAAAGAAGGUUGAGUAAUAAAACUGGAACUGCUCAUUAUUCAAGUCUCUGAGAAGUAGGGACUGUAUUUUGCUGACAUAGUACAGAUAUAAGAAAUGGAGGACUAACAGAGGCCGACUUGGAAUAUUCGUUUCUCUCAUCUACUUACACUCGUGGGUAGUUCUGUAGGGUGAAAACUUUGGGAAACUCCAUCGUUGCCACAUCUCCACUACAGAAUCUACCAGCAAACCUCCCCAUAUCUGUAGACUAUCUAUCCAUACAUACUAUGUAUCACAGACUUAAUGACGAAUGCCAAGACAGUGCAAUCAGCACGUCACUCUUUUAAGCAGAGUCUCAGGGCUAAAUAAAACUUAUUUUUACAGGGUUGGAAUAUUUCAUAACCCCAGAGAACACUAACUUUCACUAGAUGUAUAUGAAAAGCAAGCAUGCUGCUCCCUCCAAAGGAAAAUACACUUUUCAGUGACAAAGAAGUGUAAACUCUGCCUAUCUUUGCUCACUGGUACCAAAAUCCAUGGAGUUUUGUGCACCUGUUGAUUUGUGUGUUUCAAUCCUUGACCAACUAUAAUCUAAAGCAGAAGUCUUUGAAAGCAUUCUGACGCCUCCUUAACCACAGUUAAGCUUUCCUGACUGCACAUGUUGGCCAGCUGGAUCGCCAUAAUCCUACACUUUAACUUUCUUUGGUAAUUGCUGUUUACCAAAGUAUUUUAUAGAAUGUGCUUUGUAGGAAAACCAAAAACACCUGUGAAAUUUCACAUUUUAAGGGGGCUAUUUCAUUGAUAUCAUUCCCACCAAACAAAUCUAUUUAUGUAAGCAGCAGUGUGUGUGCUUACUGUAAACAUAUAUUUAAUGCUGCCUCAUUCCUUGUGUGUAUAGGUUUGAAUGCUAUGGUUUAUAGGAGAAUUUGUCUAGAGAGUUAGACAUUUGUCACUUCUCUAGAUAUAUUUUUAAGAAAAGCUUCACUUAUUCUCUACUCUGAACUGCAAAUGUAAUAUUUAUUUUAAGGAUCCUAGGGCUGAUUUUUUCAAAACAGUUUUUAUGCCCUUGAGUAAUAAUAGAGAUGGUACUAACCUGAUUUCCAUCUUUUGUUAGACUGUUGCCCACCACAGGGUUGCAGGAGCAGGAUCAGAACAAAAGAGGGAAACUGGUCUGUACUUAAUUCACUCAUGGAGUAAUUAUUACCCAAUACUCUAAGGGCUGUGCUAGAUACUGAGCAUAUUAACAUCCAUUGCACCUUGUUCUUGCCCUUGGAAAGCCCAACGUCUGGCAGGGGAGGCAUGUAUUGUUGUCGUAGACUUGCUGGAGACUGAAAGAAGCAGAUACUUUCUGGAAAAUAUUUAUAUAUAUUUCUUCUUGUUUAUUACUUCUGCCUUCAACAAGCUGCUUUGUUUUUCUUUCUUAAAGCAAGUAUCAAUCUCUGCAGGUAUAUUUCUCUGGAGGGAGAUGGAUUGACUCUGUAGGGACAAGAAUAAAUGGUCUCCAUCUCAAGAGUACUUCUGGGGAAGCUGUAUUCUCUCCAUUCUUGUUUUAACUCUGGGUAGGGGAUUCUGAAAGCCCUCCUUCUAAGGGUCAGACCUCAGUGAUCACACAGGAACCCUAUCUGAGGUCGGAAACAACAAUCUCCAUUUUUCCCCUUUUCAUUUCCCAGUUCUUUUAUACAAUUUAUUCAUGACCUAUUGCAUGCCCUUGUUCUUCCAGAUGUUCCUUAAGGCAUUUUUGUCAUACUCUAGCUUCUCCUAAAACCCUAUUGCAUCCUGAUGAACCAUAUUGACUCAAUUUAGGAAGGUCUCGGAGAACUGGAUGAAGUACUGCUUUGAGUAACCCAUUGACUCAAAGGUGUCAUCCAUCUAAAUGAGGUCUCAUAUCUGUGCGCUGGGGAGAUUUUUCCAAUUCUGAAAAAAAUCACACGUUUCUCUGCAAGAAGCUCAUUCAGUUACAGGAGCUACACUGGGAGACUCCAAGAUCCUGAGAGAGACAAGAAUCAGGCCCUCGAGUUCUUUCUAUAAAAAGUCUUGACAGCUUGUCCACCAACAACCGGCAUCUUUUGAAUUCCUACAUGGCUACAAUCCAUCAAAAUCAUAUUGUAGCCUGAGUCUGCCAAAGGCAAUCUGAUACACAGUGUAUAGCUCUGAUACUCAUUCUUCCUUAACCUGAAGGCUGAGACAUACUUAAUCCUCCUUUGUCCUAGAAGUCCCAAGUAGACCAAAUCAAUAAAGGGGCUUCCUUGUUACUGACAAUGCAGAGAUGGUUAAAGGAAGAAAGUGUCAUCAAACUCAAAAUUUUCAGAAUACUUGGAAGACAAUUGAGUGCUAUUUCAUGUCUCUCAUGCAGUUUGAAAGUGUUUUCUUAUUAAAAAAAAAAACACACACACACAAAGUGUGAUUGAAUUAUUUCUAUUCUGUUCUUGAGUGUUUCUCACCUUCCCUCCAUUGCCUCACCCACACUCUUGUUAAGUCAUCUAGUUUGCAGAUUUUGCUUGUCCUUCGUUUUCAUCUCUGCUUCACAAAUUCCAAAUAUUUGAACCUCUUAAAGGGAAAAAAAUCACAAACACACAUCUACACAAUCUCUUUGUCAAAAUAGGGCUGUUAUUCAGACUUCCUGUAUGAUAAGAAGAAACACAUUUUCUUUUGAGUCGACAGUUAUUUGAAACUUUCAGAGGAGGUUUUCAUAUUUAACUCUUUUUUCUGCUUUUGAGUAACUUUUGUCUUACUUUGCACUAAGGUACUCUGAGGGAGAACAGAAAAGCACAUUAUUUUUAGUGAACUACUGUACUUUGUAAGUGAGUUGUCUGUCUUUUGUAAUGUUUAUAGUCUACAAAGCGGUAGAACAGACAUGAGCAAAGAUGAAAGCAAACGUUGGUUUGAGUGUUUUGACCACACCUGGUGGGAACAGGAUGAGGAGAAAGAGAGAACCCUUGGUGUCAACUUGGUGUCGACUGAUGACUUUCCCAUGGAAGGGUUGCUGCUUCCAGAGAGACUCACCGGCGGCAGCUCUUCCCACUUUCCUGGCUCUUAACUCGGGAAUCUCUUUAGUGCAUUUGGAUCUUCACUUUACCCAUUAGGGAAAGAGGCAAUAUCCUGGGGUUUGCACGAGGAAUUCUUUACUUAAUUUGGCACAAUAUUUCUGUCUCCUCCCAGGAUAUCAACCACGUUUUUUUCCCUUGAUUUGUAUUUCAUCGGGAUUUUUCUAGGAUGCUUUAGAGCUAUCAUCACAAUCAUCCAAUCUGCCCAGAUUGAACACUUAGAGGAACUAUGAGGAAGCACCUUAGGUCCACUCCCCUGAAUCAGCAUUCCCCAUGGGUAGAAGCCCUGGGGUCCUGGAAUAAGCCUAGGGAUCGUCCUCUCCCCUUAUUGGUCCAGCCUUGCAUGGACAUGCCAGAAUGAUGAUGAGAUGUGCUUCUCCCCAUCCCUGGCAGUGAAUACUUUCAGGGACCUAUCACCCAACACUAUCUGGGAACACUACUUUCUUCAAACAUCCCCAGCUAUACAGGGGAACUUUUGCAAAAACAGCAGGACAAAUUAAGAGGGCUGUCUUAGGUCAGAACCAAAGGUGAAGCUAAUUGUUUUAGUGAUUAGAUCCUAGUCUUGAUUUUCCUCAACAUCAUAUUCUUCCAUGCCUCCAAUGCCGGAAGUAGCCUCAGGGGACAUGAAAACCAGAUGAAACAGAUUGUUGUAUUGCCCUGCAGACUCUUUGGAAGGCCUCCCCAUAGAUAGAAUUUUCAAUAAACCUUAAGGAAUAGUAUUAAUGAGCUUCUGCCUAGUCAGACAUCCUAAUUAUAGCCAACACCAUCCCCCAGCCUUCACGGGAAUUAUAGUCUCUUCUCUUUGAAUGGCAGUGUCAACCUGUGUAACCUUGCCCUGCCUUAAAUACCAAUGCAAAAAUACCAAACCUUGCGUACAACAGUGUACUUAUAUGGCAAGAGGGACUUUGUAUUUAGUGAGGUCCAACAUCAAGAGUGUUUCCUUCUGAAUCGUAGUCGACAGGUCUCCUGACACGCUGUGCCGCUUUGGGCUGUCUCUCCCCUCAGUCUACUGGAGGAGGCUCAGAAGGUGCAGACGUGUCACUGGGAAUUGGAAUGCAGGCUGAGGGGGAGCCACAGAUAAGUCUCCAGGAUGUGCUAGGGAAGGAACAAGCAAACUUUUACUGCAUAGGGCCAGAUAGUCGGUACUUUAGCCUUUAUAGGACAGCCAGUCUCCACUGCGGUUGCUCAUCUUCCCUGUUGUAGUAGGAAGUGGGCCACACAUGGGCAAAGAGUCAUGGCUAUGUUCCAGUGAAACUUUGCUUUCAAGAAUAGGCAACAUAUCAGAUUUGGUUCAUGGGCUAUAGUUUGCUGAUCCUUGUUAUGCAAUAUUACAAUGUCCACUUCAGAUGGAAAAUCAAUUUCAUUCUGGCAUAGAGUGGUCCUCCUUCUUGAAGAAUGGGAAAGAGCAGGGAAAUUAUUUUUAACAAGGAAAUGAUAAAAUACAAAAUAACCUCUUCUCCAAAAAUAUAUAUGUCAGAUACUUAUUAUGGCAAAAGCACAAAACAGGUCACCUCUCUUUGUAGAUCUUCUGGAGUCUAGCUUUUCCUUUUGACCUUCUCAUAUUUGUUCCUGAAACAGAAUCCCAAGUGAUGUUGCCUCAUUCCAAGUCAGUUUUGAAGACCAUAUAACAUGUCUUAAUACACUGUAUGGGGAAAAAAAAAAAAAGUUAGCCUUAGAUUUCUUUGUUUUCUAUGGUUCCUGUUGUACAGAAGAAAGACUUACACUGUAAAUAAUGUAUAUUUAAUAAAGAGAGAAUUUUGUAUGAUUUUGUGUGGAAGACAAA